AUGGCGCACAGUGAACAUCCUACAGACACCUGCCCUGUCAAAUAUGACAUCCUCAUCAUUGGUGCCGGUUUUUCGGGAAUAUUUAUGUUAUAUCACCUUCGCAAACUAGGCUACUCGUGCCGGAUUUACGAAGCAGGGUCAGAUCUGGGAGGGACAUGGGCAAAUCAUAUCUAUCCAGGUGUGAGAGUCGACUCGGAAAGCUGGGUUUAUCAGCUGUCCAUGCCGGAGGUUUGGGAGGAUUGGUCAUGGAGCGAAGUUUACCCCUCCGGUCAGGAGCUGCGCCGGUACUUUGCACAUGUCGACAAGAAGCUUCACAUCAAGAAAGAUGUGGACUUCCGGGCCAAGGUAGUGAAGGCACAAUAUAUCCGAGAAAAGAGCUAUUGGCGCACCGAGACCGAGGAUGGUCGAAUCACCCAAUCCCAAUUCCUCAUUUCAUGUACAGGAUUUGCAUCGAAGAGCUACACGCCUGCUUUUCCUGGGAUGGAGGAUUUCAAAGGAGAAAUCUAUCAUUCCGAACACUGGCCAAAGGAGGACGUCAAUAUUCAGGGGAAGAAAGUGGCAGUGAUAGGCACGGGCUCAGCAGGGAUUCAGAUCAUUCAAGAGUGGGCAAAAGAAGCAGGCACCUUGACGGUUUUUCAGAGAACACCCAACCGGGCUUUGCCCAUGCGACAGCGUCAACUUCCUCAAGAGCAGGAGGUCAUCAAGUCCAUGUAUCCGCACGUAUUUCGGGACCGCGGCAGAACCUUUGCGGGGCAUGUAGCAACGCAAGUACCCAAACGGACAUUUGACGUUUCACCCGAGGAGCGCGAGGCUUUAUACGAAUAUGUAUGGAAAAAGGGCGGUUUUCAUGUCAUUAUUGGAAGCUAUAUUGAUGUUUUGACCGACCUGCAAGCAAACCGUGCCCUGUACGACUUCUGGGCUCGAAAGACGCGUUCGAGACUCCAUGACCCCAGGAAGCGGGAGCUCCUGGCACCAUUGGAUCCACCACAUCCCAUUGGAGCGAAACGAUCGUCACUGGAAUUGAAUUACUACGAAGUAUACAACCAGCUGAACGUCCACCUAGUCAAUGUGCGCGAGGAGAAGAUUGUUGAAUUCCGGCCCCACGGUAUUGUAACGAGCAGUGGAGCCUACCAUGAGCUUGAUGCAGUUGCAUUGGCAACUGGAUUCGAUGGUCUGACGGGGAGUUUGACUAGUCUUGGCCUUCAUAACACGGAGGGCAGAUCUCUGAAGGAAGAAUGGAGAGACGGCGCAAAAUCAUACCUGGGAUUGACGCUUAGUGGAUACCCCAACUUCUUCUACAUGUGCGGAGUGCAUGGACCGAGCGCGCUUAGCAAUGUACCAUCUACUAUGGAAGUCCAGGGGCAAAUUAUCAUCAACAUUAUCCAGAGAAUGCGGGCUAAUCGACUGGCAUCUGUUGAGGCUACACCAGAAGCCGCAGACUCGUGGUCAAAUGGGGCGGAUGAAAUUGCCAACGCAACAUUAUUUACUCAGGCGGACUCCUGGUACAUGGGCGCCAAUAUCCCGGGGAAGAAGCGGCAGAUGCUCAAUUUUUGUGGUGGGAUACCGGCAUACGAACAGGCUUGUAAGGAGGCUUUGGAGACUUGGAAGGGGUUCCGGACUGUACAGAUGGCGAAUCUCUGA
This is a messenger RNA of Aspergillus niger, 1641 nucleotides long. RefSeq lists its product as uncharacterized. The record is from RefSeq and is a predicted model, not a curated record. The coding region runs from base 1 to 1641 and encodes 546 amino acids. NCBI's taxonomy places the organism in Eukaryota, Fungi, Ascomycota, Eurotiomycetes, Eurotiales, Aspergillaceae. Gene Ontology annotation, molecular function: NADP binding; flavin adenine dinucleotide binding; N,N-dimethylaniline monooxygenase activity. The transcript has a single exon.